UUUGGCGGAACAGGACAUCUUUUUCCUCCUGGUGCCGCUUUCUUGGACGCGCGCAACAGCUGUCGCUAGUGAAAAGUGGGGUUUUUAUUUCGUUCUAUGUUGAAUUAAAGUGAUCGUUGGAGUUUGCCUAGCUUGCGUUCGGACAAAAAGCGGGCAUCGCGCAACGCUGCGUAGAUUUUCAGCCGUUUUCCUUCCUCCUGUUAGUGCGUUGUUUUUUGCUUCGUUGCAUUUCAUCUCUGCCGCUGCAACGGGCCACCGAUGUGCACGAGCUAACAGGCAAAUCCAUCCCGUCGAUUCAGAUAUCAUCGUAGAGAAACAGCGAGGCAUCAAAAGGGCGGCAUCGAACGUUAAAGAAUCCCCCAUCGCCAAAUCCUCGAGUCCUGUCGCACAGAAUCAAGAUGCCGCUGACGAACCAACCUUCCAACACCGCUGCUGAGGUGAAGCCACUUGGACGAUUAGCAACACGUUACCGGGCGGCGAUGGAGAAGCAAAGUUUGGUAAAAGGAGGAGUGGCCGGCGGAAUAAUGGAUCAGCAACAGUAUGCCGGAACCAUGAAGCGUAAAGCCGACAUCAGCCCGUUAAAGCAUGAGCACGGCACUAAACGGCUCGCUCUGGGCAAUCUCACCAACGCCGAAGCAUCCGCCAGCAAUAUUGCUUCCGGUGCCACCGGGGGCGGUUUCCUAAAAAACAAAACCAUUAACAAGUUGCAGAAACCGCUCAGUCAAAUGGUUCAACAGUUAACAAUACGCAACCGAAACAACUGUGAUGGCAAGAAACAAUCAAAGGCGGAUACACAGUCGCACAUGUACACCAAACCGGACGUCAAUGGACCAGAAAUUAAGGGUGCAACGAAAAUAUUGACCAGAGCUGCUAUGCGCCAGCAGCAGCAGCAGCAGCAGCAGCAGCAGCAAGCCCAAAGGACUCUAGAUCAUGGCACCGCCAAGGAAAACGUGCUUCCUUCGGCCGUUAACGUAUCGGAGCAGAAGCUUCCAGGACCGCCAGCACCGAAAAUGACAAAAGUGUUCGACGCAAAACGGACCAAUGUUGCCAUUUCCCCAGCAAAGCCAGAACCGAGCAAGAAGCGAUCUGAAAGAGCAUCCUCUCCAUCCGGGAAAGGCACCAGUGGUCCUGCUGUUGCCAUGGCAGCGGGACAAACAGCGAACAAAAUGAAAACUCGCCUAUCGUCCGAGUUCGAAAGCGAUAACUCGCUGUAUGUGACGGCGCUCGAUUUUUCCAACGAAGAUGCAACCGGUGGCGGUGCUGUGCGUGCCUCGGAAGCCGCUAGUAAUGCUCGGGCAAUAGCUGCUAUGGCUAAGGAGGCAAAUGCUCAAACCAAAAAGGUAACCGCUAAGGUAAUAGUCAUAACCGAGGGACCACCAGCCGGGAAUCGGAAGCAUCUUGACAAACCCGAUGUUGUUGCGAUGGAAGUGGUGAAGAGCGACAAGUCUGAGCUAGCAAUUGGGGAAUCAUGCCCCGAGAAGGGGAAGCAGGUGGUAGAUACUACAGUGGUUGAUAGUUCGCCCCGCAAACGGACUCCAGCUGAUGUCGAGGAUUUCGAUAAAGCCAACUGGAACGAUAUCUACCAGGUUUCACACUACGCGCAGGACAUCUUCGAGUAUCUGCGCGAGCGCGAAAGUUCCUACAUUGUGACCGAUUAUAUGGAGCGGCAACCCUACAUCACGCGGUUCAUGAGGAGUGUCCUAAUCGAUUGGAUGGUGGAAUGUCAAGAAUCGUUCGAGCUUAAUCAUGAGACCCUGUAUCUUGGUGUAAAGAUCGUCGACAUUUAUCUUUCCCUGGUCGUCAUUCAGCGCGAACGUUUGCAGCUUGUGGCUGCUGCAGCGUUGCUAAUCGCAGCGAAAUACGACGAGCGCAUCCCUCCGACGGUGGAUGAUUUCAUAUACAUCUGUGAUGGUGCGUACGAUCGACCGGAGCUGAUCAAGAUGGAGAGAACCGUGUUCCAAACCAUCGGGUACGAUCUUGGCAUUCCGCUGUCGUAUCGCUUUCUGCGUCGCUAUGCACGCGUCAAUCGUAUCCCGAUGCCCAUUCUCACACUCGCUCGAUACAUUCUCGAAACGAGCCUGAUGGAGUACAACACCGUACUAAUGCUUGAUUCCAAGUUGGCUUGCGCGGCCCUCUUCAUAGCGUUGCGCAUGAACAAUAAACCGGGUUGGAAUCCAACGCUCGAGUUCUAUUCAGGUUACAAAAUUGCCGAUUUUAAGGACGUUGUGAUAUCACUGAACAUGUGCAUGAUGCAUCCCAAAACAACGCUCAACACCGUGCGCCAGAAGUACUCCCACGAACUGUUUUACGGCGUAGCCAAGUGCCCGGUUAUCCCGAGCCUAGAAAAGUUAUUCGAUGGUGCGGUGCCGGCUGACGAUACUGUGUUCAAGAUGCCUACCGCUAUCUCGACGACUACUGGUGGCGCCGGCAGUUGUGGGCAGCGGGAGCAUUCGAAAAAGGGUGGUGACUGAACCCAUUCGACCAAUGUGCCGCCACUGAUGCCAUUUUUCAUAUUUUUAAGCCAACCCAAUUAACUUUCGUAACUGUGUUUUGUUUAAGUAGAUGUAUAAGUUGAACGAUUUAUGCUACAUAGCUCUUUUGACCAUUUGGACGUUAGGACGCCUAAUAUGUUCUGUAUUUACUGCAAACGAAUUUCGAAUGGCGAGUGGCGAGUUUGCCAGUCCGAAGGUUUUUGUUUGUUUUCAGAGCUCUCGUCCAAUGACUUAUUCCAAACGCAACAGAGUCGGACUGAACACUAUUUGAUAAUUGAUUUCAACACAUUCUCUGUUAAAUAAAUGUAAAAUUAUAGUCAAUGCA
Molecule: messenger RNA, 2817 nt
Organism: Anopheles aquasalis
Lineage: Eukaryota; Metazoa; Arthropoda; Insecta; Diptera; Culicidae
Gene: CycB3
Product: cyclin B3
Source: RefSeq, a predicted model, not a curated record